AUGAAAAAAAUUGGAAUUUGCUUAACGAGAGGAUGGCGAAGUGUUAUUGGGCGAAAUUUGUUUGUUUUUGUUGGAAUCCUACUCACCGCAUCGAUUGUUUAUUUUUAUAUAGGUGAGUAGAAUGUUUCACGGAUUAAAAAAUGCGGCCCGUUUUUUUCUCUACAGAUGCGCCACUAAAGUUCAAAGUGGCCAAGAUUGUUGAAAGCGGGGAUCAAGAAGAGUAUUAUUCACCCCGUGACAAUUCGAUUUCUCGAGUUUCGUGAGUUUUAUUUAGAUUUUCUAUCAAAUUUUAAAUUAUCUUUAGGUUUAAUGACUCGAAAAACGAUGUGAUUGUUUUUGUGCAUAUUCAAAAGACUGCUGGAACAACAUUCGAACGAUUUUUGGUGCGAUAUCAAGAUAAUUUGCCUUGUAAAUGUAUGGCUCAUAAGAAACGUUGCAAUUGUGCAAGAUCGCAAUCAAAUGAGGUAAUUUUUUGUGUUGUGGGCUCAAAAAUAGUUGUAAUUACUUUGAAAUUUAACCAAGUCUCCCAUAAUAUUUCUUUUCACAUUUCCCUUAUUCCAGACUUGGUUAUUCUCACGUUAUUCAACUGGUUGGGUUUGUGGUCUACAUGCUGAUUAUACCGAACUAGUCGUCAAUAAUUGCGUGCAAAAUGUGCUCGAUAGACAAACCGGUUUCAAAAAGAAUCGCAAUUAUUACUACACCACAUUUUUAAGAAAUCCAACAGAUCGAUUUGUCUCCGAGUUUCGACAUGUUCAAAGAGGCGCCACGUGGAUUUCUUCGAGGUUGGUACUCGGACUUUUCUUCUGGAUUCCAUAAUAUAUUUUCAAAUUGUUUCAGACACGUCUGCAAUGGGAAACCAGCUUCAUUAAAUGAUCUACCAUCUUGUUUCGACCCGAGAAUUGGUUGGGAGGGUGUGUCUCUUGAAGAAUUCAUAUCAUGUCCUUAUAAUCUGGCGUUUAAUCGACAAACUAGGAUGUUGGCUGAUUUGACAUUGGUGAACUGUUAUGAACAUGUCAGAAAGCCUACACACGAACAAGAUAGGAUUCUUUUAGCUAGUGCAAAGGAAAACUUAAGGUAACUUUUAUUAUUUGUUUGAGACAAAACAAAAAAGUUGAACAACUACUUUGAAAACAGAUCGCACAAUUCCUCUCUACCCCAAAUUCACCCAAAAAUCCCCUAAAAUAAUAAUUUAUAGAAAAAUGGCGUUUUUCGGCCUCAAAGAAUAUAUGGAUGAUAGUCAAUGGCUCUUCGAAAACACAUUUCAAAUGCAAUUUUCUCGAAAAAUGUCAGUUUGGGGUAAGAGCAAGUCAAACGACACAGUUCUCAACGAAUCUCAAAUUGCGUUUAUUAAAAAUGUCAACAAACUUGAUUGGGAGCUUUUUGAAUAUGCUCUUCAACUUUUCAAAGAUCGAAUUUCUCAAAUGAAAAGACUUAUCAUUAAUUGA
Molecule: messenger RNA, 1445 nt
Organism: Caenorhabditis angaria
Lineage: Eukaryota; Metazoa; Nematoda; Chromadorea; Rhabditida; Rhabditidae
Source: the annotation of a GenBank genome assembly